CGUAGUCUGACGUUUUAAUAAGAGCUAUUUUUGAAUUCAGUGAGUAACGAUUUAAAAUUUAACUCAUCUGUCAAAUCUCGCGUAGGAAUAUUCGUAGGAACCGUUUCGUUCCUUCCCGCAAAAGAUCUGUCAGUUGAAUCAUCUUACAUGUGGUGUUCGCCGGUAUUUUUCUAGUAAAAUCGCGUAAUAUCGUAAAUAAGUUUAACUAAGAAAGUAACAAAUACAUACACGAUGCACCAAGAAGCUAUUCAACUUAUACAAGUAUUAGAAAAGACCAUAUCACCGGAUAAAAAUGAAUUGGAACAAGCUUCAACAUUCCUUGAACAAGCAGCAGCAACAAAUGUGUUAGGUUUUAUUAAAACAUUGUCGGAUAUUUUGAGACAUGGAGGUAAUAGCCCUGUCGCCCGAAUGGCUGCAGGUCUGCAGCUUAAAAAUCAUCUUACAUCCAAAGAUCCAAAUAUUAAAGUGCAAUAUCAACAAAGAUGGUUGUCUUUUCCUGAAGACAUCAGAUCAUACAUUAAGAAGAAUGUGGUCGGUGCAUUAGGAACAGAAACAAAUCGUCCUUCUUCAGCGGCUCAAUGUGUUGCGUAUAUAGCAGUUACUGAAUUGCCUCAGAGACAAUGGCCAGAUCUUAUUAGUACAUUAGUUAAUAAUAUACUGAAUGCAACAUCUGAAAUGCAGAAAGAAGCAACAUUGGAAACUAUCGGAUAUAUUUGUCAAGUAAGAAUAUUAACAUCAUUAUAAGAUAUCGGAAUUAUUAUUGAAUUUUUUGUGGAAAUUGACUGUGACGUACUGGUAUCUCAAUCAAAUGAUAUUCUAACUGCUAUAGUACAUGGAAUGAGAGUGACAGAAACUAGUAGUCAUGUUCGAUUAGCUGCUACACAAGCUCUCCUCAAUUCGUUGGAAUUUACUAAAGCAAAUUUUGAACAACCCACUGAGAGGAACUAUAUCAUGGAAGUUGUUUGUGAAGCCACACAAUCAGCUGAUACUCAAAUUAAAGUCGCUGCUCUACAAUGUUUAGUAAAAAUUAUGUCACUCUACUACCAACACAUGGAGACAUAUAUGGCACCUGCUUUAUUUCCCAUAACUUUGGAAGCUAUGAAAUCAGAAAAUGAUGCUGUUGCUUUACAAGGAAUAGAAUUUUGGUCGAACGUAAGUGAUGAGGAAGUUGACUUAGCAAUUGAAGAUACUGAAGCUCAGGAAGCUGGCAGGCCACCUUCUAGGUAUUCACAUCAUUAUGCAAAAGGAGCUUUUACAGUUUAUUGUGCUGAUUUUAUUACAAAAUUAACAAAACAGGAAGAACUUGAUGAUGAGGACGAUUGGAAUCCUAGUAAAGCAGCUGGAGUAUGUUUAAUGCUUUUAGCUACAUGUUGCGAGGAUGAGAUUGUUCCCCAUGUUUUGCCAUUCAUUAAAGAUAAUAUCAAGUCAGAUAAUUGGAGAUUUAGAGAUGCCUCUUUAAUGGCGUUUGGGUCAAUCCUUGGCGGACUAGAAAGUAAUACUCUAAAACCACUGGUUGAACAAGCUGUACCCACUCUAAUUGAGCUUAUGUAUGAUAGCAGCGUAAUGGUCCGCGAUACUGCAGCGUGGACAUUCGGUCGUAUAUGUGAAAUCAUACCCGAUGUGGCAAUAAACGAAACAUUCUUGAAACCACUCUUGGAAAGUUUAAUUACAGGACUGAAAGCUGAACCCCGAGUAGCUGCCAAUGUUUGCUGGGCUUUCUCAGGUCUGGCGGAGGCGGCGUAUGAAGCGGCAACCUGCGAUCUAGUUGGAGAAGAAACCACUCCCGAAACAUACUGUUUGUCACCAUUCUUCGAAUUUAUUGUUCAGAGAUUAUUAGAAGCUACUGAUAGGCCUGACGGAGCUCAAGCCAAUCUCCGACCUGCUGCAUACGAAGCUUUAAUGGAAAUGAUUAAAAAUUCGCCUAGGGAUUGCUAUGUAACUGUACAAAAAACUACUAUGGUUAUUUUGGAUAGACUGCAGCAGGUACUUCAGAUGGAAUCACAAAUCAGUAGUCACAGCGACCGUUCGCAGUUCAACGAUUUGCAAUCCUUGCUAUGUGGUACUUUGCAGUCAGUUUUGAGAAAGGUUACACCAGAGGACGCUCCUCAAAUUUCAGAUGCGGUCAUGACAGCUCUUUUGACCAUGUUCAAUUCUCAUAAAACUGGAGGUGUUCAAGAAGAUGCUAUUAUGGCUGUUUCUACUUUAACAGAGGUUUUAGGAGAUGGUUUCUUAAAAUACAUGGACGCUUUCAAGCCGAUUUUAUAUCUUGGCCUGAAAAAUCACCAAGAGUAUCAAGUUUGUGGCACUGCAGUGGGUCUUACUGGUGACAUCUUCAGGGCGUUAAAAAUUAAGGCCUUGCCUUAUUGCGAUGAGAUCAUGACACUUUUGUUAGAAAAUCUUGGGGAGCCUACCGUUCAUCGGAGUGUAAAGCCGCAGAUCCUCUCAGUUUUUGGUGAUAUUGCUCUGAGCAUAGGAACCGAAUUUAAAAAAUAUUUAGACAUAGUUUUAGCUACUCUAGCCCAAGCAUCCCAAGCGCAGGUUGAUCGUACCGACUACGAUAUGAUUGACUACCUAAAUGAAUUGAGAGAGGGCGUUCUAGAUGCUUACACUGGGCUCAUUCAAGGUUUAAAAGGCGACAGUAACACUCCUUCUGGCGACAUUUCCCUCUUAGAACCCCACAUACCGUUCAUUAUCCAGUUUAUCACAGUUGUUGCUCAAGAUUCUGAGCAUUCUGAUGGCACCAUGGCCGUAGCUGCAGGCAUUAUUGGUGAUUUAUGUGUAUGUUUUGGAGCACCCAUGCUCCCUCUGCUAGAUUUGGAACCGAUCAAUGAGAUGUUGUCUCAAGGUAGAAGAUCGAGGGUUCAACGCACAAAAGGCCUGUGUAAUUGGGCAACUAAAGAACUGAGGAAGUUGAAGAGUCAGCAGGGUGGCCAGACCACGGCUCCUGCGGCUAGUUGAUUUUGUAACAGCCCAGUUCCAAUAUUAUCUACCAUUGGCAGCGAUGAUCAUGGUAGAACUAAAGUCGAUGGACUAACAAUGGAUGCUGCAAAUUCCGGUAUUUUUUCGCUAAAAUCCAUACCGCGAGUGCCAGAAUCGUAUCGAAAAAUAAACGGUUUCUUUCUUUUAUAAUUUGCCAAUUUUUUGAUCGUGUACUAUUUCUAUUUAGAAGUUUUUCGUCUGCUUUAUUUGUCGUAGAGAAAUUCAUGUUUUAUGGGAUUUUUUUUCUAAAGUUUGUAAUUGUCGUUUUGAGUUGAACAAAAUAAUCGAGCUGGGCUUUUUCAAACUAUGUAAAAUAUCGUUUUAAAAUAAAAAACAAACAUUUAAUUAUAAAAAUUAUGUUUAUGUACUAAAAAAAUCCUUUUUCCAUUUUAAUUGUGUUGUUCAAAACAAAACGAUUAUUAUUUUUUUAUUUGUUAGCAAUAAAACUGGGUCCGAUUUUUUUUAAAUAUUGUUUUUUAACUUAUUGAAGUAAUAUUAUGUAUUUAAUUUGAAUUUUAUAGUUAUUUUAAUUGUAAUUAUUAAAGACCCGGUUUUAACAGGGCAACCAUCCAUAAAAAAUGGUACGAAUUUUAUUGUUGGUUGCUAUACAUAUUUUUUUCUCUUCUCGAAGAAAAUCCUCAAAAAAAUCUAUUCCAUUUUUCAUUGAGUAAAAGCUCAGGUACAUAUGUGGUGAGGAGAGGUUAAUUGCGCGUGAUGAAGGUGUGUAAAUAGGUAAGUCGACGGUAAGUUUUGGUGAACGUUCAUUUGAGUCAAGGCUGUGACUGGCGCCUUGCCUGAAUGGAUAAGUGGGGGAUGUUUGGAUGUCGGCGAUUUUUCCGAUGCGCGGAAAAUCAAGUUCGGUUCUCUGCGCAUCGGAACGUGGCCGACGCGGCGCGUGAUGUAUUUCAGUUGAAGUCGGCGCUUUUUAUACAAAGCGCCGGCUUGGGGCGGGAAAAUAACUUAAAAAAAUCAAGAAUCUGUGAUUUGGACGGGUUUCUGUAAAACGUUGCCAAAAUUAUAGUAAUACGAUAAUUCCAUUACCAUUUUUUACAAUAAUGUAAAUCGAUACAAAGAAACCCUUCCAAGAUAAAAGUAAUUAUAAUUGUAAGAAAUUGUAAUUACUGAUUCCUCGUAUGUAUGUGAUAUAUAAGGCUGCGGUGGUUACAGUUGAGAAAAUUGCCCAAAGAUAUCAAAGUGGUUUAUGAGAUGAUUUACUGAAAAUAUUGCGUAUUUAUUUUCUUUAUUAAAACCUAAAUCUUAUAGAAAGUUAUCUUAUUUUAUAUUAUUUAUUUUUGCAUUAAAAUAACAUCAGGUAUACUACACUAACCAGCACGAAAAACGGGCGCCUUAAAAUGUUGAUAUAUUUUCUUCUAGUGGACCGAUUUUGAUGAUUUUUAAGCAAUAUGCAGUUAAAUUAUUCGGUUUCUUAGUAUCUCUUUCUAAAUCAAAAAUGAAAUUUCCCAUCUGUCAAAUAUACGA
Molecule: messenger RNA, 4458 nt
Organism: Sitophilus oryzae (rice weevil)
Lineage: Eukaryota; Metazoa; Arthropoda; Insecta; Coleoptera; Curculionidae
Product: importin subunit beta-like
Biological process (GO): protein import into nucleus
Cellular component (GO): nucleus; cytoplasm
Molecular function (GO): small GTPase binding; nuclear import signal receptor activity
Source: RefSeq, a predicted model, not a curated record